This is a messenger RNA of Musca vetustissima, 936 nucleotides long. Its product is annotated as transmembrane protein 177. The record is from RefSeq and is a predicted model, not a curated record. NCBI's taxonomy places the organism in Eukaryota, Metazoa, Arthropoda, Insecta, Diptera, Muscidae. The transcript has a single exon. Bases 16 to 936 code for a protein of 306 amino acids.
UAAAAACCAUACACAAUGAAAUCGAAAUACAUUGGAGCUGGUGGCAGUAAAAAGGCCUUUGUUGCUGCUGGUGCCACAACCUUGGGUUUAUUCCUAUUCAACUAUGUACCCAACACCUUCGGUCUGGAAUACUACAAGAACUUUCUGCAAUGCUAUAAAAGUGGAGAACCUGUAAAAAUUUCACCAAAGCUGUUGGCAAGAUUCGAGAAGGCCAAAGAAAUAUGUGGUUUGGAAAACCAUGAAAUGUCUUUGGUCAAACCUUUCUCGGUAUUUGGUUUUGAAGUAUCGCUGGUGGGAUGUACGAAGACACGCUUUGGUGCCAUUGUGGGUAUACCGGCCAAUUUCGAAUAUGACAGUGUCAACGAUAUCAAACGCAGUGAAAUACGUUUUCGUGAUCAAGCCAUUGAUUGGAAAUCGGAAAGUGGUAAAUUCCUAGAGCAGGCACUCAUUCUAAGCGAAGAGGAGCAAAUUUUUGCAUUUUGUAAAGCCCUGCUGCAGGCCAAGACACAUUAUGUUCUAAUGAAUUCGUUGUUUCCAUCGCUAUCGUUUUUAACUGUAUACACCGUGGGUAGUUAUUUGAAUUCAAGUCUGGGUCUUUUGGCCCGACCAUUCAGUUUACGCUUGGUUAUGUAUACAAUAUUGGGUUUAUUUGGUUUGGGUACAUGGUGUUUCAUGAAAGAUUUCAAUCAAGUCACAAUGGAUGCGGAUAUUGACAAGGAAAUGGCUGAGAAAGGUGAAAAGUUUGUACAGGCUGGUAUUAGCUAUUACGAUAAACAGUUGAAGAAGAAUAUUGCCUUGAGAAAUCUGCUGAAAGAUGAUACCUUUACGGCAAAUGGUAAUGUUAAUUAUUUAUUGCGUCAAGAAUCACUGCCAUUGACAAUUCGUAAAUCGUAUUUUGAGGAAAAAUUGCAAGAGAAUGUGGCUGCAAUGAAUUAA